UCCUCGCACUCAUCAUCAUCCACAGAGACGCGAUUCCCGAGGAAAAAUGUCACGUCAUUUCAUUCCCAUGCCUAACUUCGUGAGAACGGAUGAACAAACGGAGAGACUCGCUAGGCUAAGAGCUGAGUUGGCUGCCUAUCGAUGGGAUGAAUGUGACUUGGUGAAACACCUCAUGAAAGUCAAUGAGAUGAUACAGAAUGUCAUCUGGAACGGUUACCAUAUGUCUAACAGCGAGAUGAUUGAUGCCCUGAGAAGCACUCUCCCAUAUGAAUGGCGAGAUGUGAUGGAUGAUUUAUGGAAAGCCCCGGAAAUCGAAGUGGUGGACGGUGAAUGGGAAAGUGGUGAAAUCCCUGUUGUUCCGAAGUAUAAACAACUUGCGGUGAAUUUUUUGAAAGAAUACAUAAGGGUUGGGGCAGCGAAGACGUCAACUCUUGGCAUGAAUUCUUCUUGGCGCAGAAUGAAUGCGCCAUGGAGGAAUCAUAAGGGUUUUCCAAGAGCCUAUCCAUGGCUGCCCAAUGUGACCUUAGAAUUUUCUGAGGAUUUUUCUAAGGAGUUUGAUAAGUCCUUCCCGGUGGAUUAGAUAGAUGAGCGGCUUUGAUUUCAUUUAUUUUAUUUUAGGCUAGUUUUAAAUAUCUUAGGUGGAUAUUUCUUUCGUUG
Syzygium oleosum is the source of this 657-nucleotide messenger RNA. RefSeq lists its product as uncharacterized. The record is from RefSeq and is a predicted model, not a curated record. The transcript has 2 exons. The coding region runs from base 47 to 580 and encodes 177 amino acids. Lineage: Eukaryota; Viridiplantae; Streptophyta; Magnoliopsida; Myrtales; Myrtaceae.